AUGCGUUUUUGUUUUCCUUUACUCUUUAUCAUCAUCUUGAAACUAUCGGCUGCCUCUGGCCUUUUCACUUAUAAACUAUGGAAUAAACAAAAGCUUAUUAGCGAAGUUGUUAAAAACUAUCUUUUGAGCUGUCAAAGACUGGAUAUUUUGAAGAAUGUAGAAAAUCUUAAAAAAGUCUUCCAAGUUGGUAUUAUCCAAAAUGUCAAUUUUUGGGAACAAUUAGAAAUACUUGUUGAUUUGCCUAAAUUCUGUGAUCAAAAGGAAUUGAUGAGUGCAAAAUUUGAACAAUUAGAUUGUUUUGAAAUGCCAAAAAACGGAAAUUUACUUCGCUUAUUAAAUGAAUAUAAAAUUCAAGUAGAUAAAACUGAAAAGUUUAUUAGACGUUUAUUGGUAUGCAAACUUAUUUUCAGGAUGGAUAGGCCCAAAGUUUCAGAGAAAAAUGUUAAAGCUUUGAUUGCUGAUUUUUUAAUUGAGGAAAGGAAUAGGCCAAUAAAUUUUGAAUCGAAAAUAAACAAAUCAGUAAAUUCUACAAGUAAAAAGAAUAUGGAGGAUGUUGAUAGUGAACACAACAAGAGGCUCGUGUUAAUAUAUUAUGAAGCUUCUGAGUGGCUUUGGCGAUUGAAGAAUUUGCUCAAUAACCUUUAUCAUCUCUAUAAAAAGUCAGAAAUAAUCACUGGUCUUCAAACAAAUAUAAAAACAAAGAUAAAUAUAAAGAAAAAUGAUGUUGGGACAAAUGUUCGAAUGCAGACAAGCAUUCAUUCAGAGAGGUUUUGA
This is a messenger RNA of Meloidogyne enterolobii, 774 nucleotides long. The record is from the annotation of a GenBank genome assembly. NCBI's taxonomy places the organism in Eukaryota, Metazoa, Nematoda, Chromadorea, Rhabditida, Meloidogynidae.